GCCUGGGUGUGAUUUGAACCGAAGGUGAAACACAGAAACUGAGAGAAAGCGGCUACCAUCCUACCUCCCCACCGGCAAGAUGGCCUCUUUUGGCGUGUCCGCUCUCGACGCGAACGCCGCUGGUGCCGCCGCCGCCCCCGCCAGCGCGCUGACGGUGGGAGAUCAGGUUGCAUUCGGGAAGCCAGCAGCGUCUUCAACCGCGCUGACGGCCGUGGGGAUAGUCGGCAACAUCACAGCCGUUCUUGUUCUUGCCAUCCCCUACUUCAUUUUCGUCAAGCCUGUGAGGAAGGCCAAGUCCGUGGGAGCAUGGAAACCCUACGGCUUCGUCAUGAUGCUCACGAACUGCAUGUUCUGGAUAUUGUUCGCCCUCCCAGCCUUCAAGCACUCGCUACUCGUCCUCGGUGUGAACGCCGCAGGGGUCGUCAUACAGGGGGUCUACAUCGCCGUGUACCUCUGGUAUGCCCCCGCCCCCUCACGCAGGACUACUGUCAAGCUCCUCCUCGGCGUACUUGCCAUUUGUACAGUGCUUGCCGUGCUGGUGAUAUGGUUCGUCAUGGUGAAGAAGGUGUGGAGCAUUAGAUUCAUGGGUGUGAUUGCCUCCUCCUUCACCACCCUGAUGUUCGUGGUCGGACUCGUCGCGGAUAUGAUGGAGCUGGAGGAGGGGAGGGCUGGUCAGAUCGUGUUCCAGCUGGUCGUGAACAUGAUGAACGCUGCAAUCUGGACUUCAUUCGGGUUCCUCUCUGCACCCGCCAACGCGUUCGUCGUUGUCCCGAAUGUGCUUGGGGUGGCAUGCACGGCUGUUGACAUGGCCGCGCGCCUCAUCUACAGCAAGCUGACGACGAGCCCUGCUGCCAGAGCUGCAUAGGCCUCGCGCCGUCCAUCUGACAUGUGUGUUUGCUCCGUUUUUGUUCCGAUUGUUCACAUCUGAAUCUUCACCUGAAUGGAUCAAUGUAAUGAUAAGGCAGUACUGUAUGUUGCACUCAAGAACCAAGACAAUGGUUUAAAUUUGUUGGCUUGCCUUUCCAAUAUAUGGAGACUCCUAU
This is a messenger RNA of Triticum aestivum (bread wheat), 1043 nucleotides long. Its product is annotated as bidirectional sugar transporter SWEET4. Gene Ontology annotation, molecular function: sugar transmembrane transporter activity. The transcript is spliced from 4 exons. Bases 80 to 865 code for a protein of 261 amino acids. Lineage: Eukaryota; Viridiplantae; Streptophyta; Magnoliopsida; Poales; Poaceae. Gene Ontology annotation, cellular component: membrane. Gene Ontology annotation, biological process: carbohydrate transport. The record is from RefSeq and is a predicted model, not a curated record.